AUGGCCUCAGGAGGGGCCUCAGCUCCAGCGGCUCCAGCGGCCCCACAUCUGGCCACCAAAGUGGAGCUGACCAUCUCCUGUAAUAACCUGAUGGACAUGGACGUCUUCUCCAAGUCGGACCCCCUGUGCGCCUUGUACAUCAGCGCCUCCGGCUCCCACUGGUAUGAGUUUGGGCGCACGGAGAUGAUCCUCAACUGCCUGAACCCCAAGUUUGCGAAGAAGUUUGUCCUGGACUACUACUUUGAGAUGGUGCAGAAGCUAAAGUUUUGCGUGUACGAUAUCGACAACAACACCUACGAUCUGAGCGAUGACGAUUUCCUCGGCGAGCUCGAAUGCACUCUGGGACAGAUCUGUGCUGAGGAAAUAACGGACAACAGAGUAGCAAACUUCGAGGUGUGCGGACGCUCCCUGGACAAAAAGUUUCUGUGGUGGUCGGAUCCGUUCCUGGAGUUCUACAAGCAAACGGAGACCGGGUGGCAGCUGGCUCACAGGACGGAGGUUAUCUACAACAACCUAAACCCAACAUGGAGACCCUUCCGCAUCUCACUGCGAUCCCUCUGUGGAGGAGACGUGGAAAAACCCAUAAAGGUGGACUGUUAUGACCAUCAUGUCAAUGGGUCCCACAGCCUUAUCGGGAGCUUUAAAGCCACUCUGGCCCAAAUGUUGCUGGGAACUCAUCUCUCCCCGGAAGAAUUUGAAUGCUUAAACCCCAAAAAGUCGAGGAAGAGAAACUAUAAAAACUCUGGGAUGAUAUGCAUAAAGCGCUGCCAGGUGGAGAAGGAUUACACCUUCCUCGAUUAUGUAAUGGGAGGCUGUCAAAUUAACUUCACAAUUGCCAUCGACUUCACCGGCUCCAACGGAGAUCCCGCCUCUCCCCAGUCCCUCCACUACAUCAAUCCUGAGGGGUACAAUGAAUAUUUGAACGCCAUCUUGGCAGUUGGUAAUGUCAUCCAGGACUAUGACAGUAAUAAGAUGUUUCCUGUAUUUGGUUUUGGAGCACAGAUCCCUCCAUCCUGGCAGGUGUCUCACGAGUUUCCAGUCAAUUUCAAUCCAUCUAAUCCAUUCUGCGCUGGCAUAGAGGGGGUGGUGCAAGCCUACCAGCAGUGUCUGCCUCAGGUGAAGCUCUGGGGUCCCACCAACUUCUCCCCAAUCAUCAAACACGUCACGCACUUCGCCAAACAAGCUCUCCACCAGAAUGCGGCCUCGCAAUACUUUGUGCUGCUCAUCCUCACAGACGGAGUGAUCACAGACAUGGACCAGACGCGGGCCGCCGUCGUGGAGGCCUCCCACUUCCCCAUGUCCAUCAUCAUAGUCGGCGUCGGCCAGGCAGACUUUAGCGCCAUGGAGUUCCUGGACAGUGACGAUAAACUGCUGAGAUCGGCCUCCGGGAACGUGGCAGCCCGGGACAUCGUGCAGUUUGUGCCCUUCAGAGAUUUCCACGUAAGCGGAACCUUUGUACUGCUGGGACUA
Menidia menidia (Atlantic silverside) is the source of this 1470-nucleotide messenger RNA. NCBI's taxonomy places the organism in Eukaryota, Metazoa, Chordata, Actinopteri, Atheriniformes, Atherinopsidae. The record is from the annotation of a GenBank genome assembly.